UGUUUACAAAAUUCUAAUAUCGUACGACGCAGCGAAACGACGACGACGACCAAGCCUCCUCUGUUAUUUUUCGCGCUGCCAUCCAUUUCAAAAGCUCAUUCAUAAGCAAGGAUCGCCAAGAAUCGGAAGUGUUUUUUCUUAUCAGGAGGAGGAAAAUCCUCUCCCCCUAAAACGGAAGUGAUAGCCUACAGCUGCAGCUCAGUUAAAUUUGUGGACAUUGAAACAUCGUUUUGAUUGAGAGUGAAGCUAACAGUGCAAGAAAAAUUGUGAGAAGAAGUGAAGUGAACUUUAAAUUCAGCAGCAGCCAAAAGUGCCUCUCAAGGACAAAUUCCAGUGGACUGAAAACAAAUCGAGAGCUUAGGACUCUGUAAUAAAGCGAAAAGUGUUUUUCGGGGGAUAUUUUUGAAGGACUGCCAUGCAAUUCUGAACAUCAAACUAUGUACCACGACUUGAAAUUGUACAACAAGCUGUUUGGUGGAUGUGGACUGGCGUCAUUCAUUGGCCUUGUAAGCUACGAAGCUUAUCGUACGUACUCGGCACUGAGCAAUCUGGUGGACACCCGCGUGCUCGACAUUGACCGGAAACGCCCGGACUACAUCUACAUCAAGCACCACAUCUACAGACAAUCCCUGCAGGAACAACAGGAACAGGAACGGGAAAACGGCCGGCUGGUCAACGUGGUCGUGCAGCCCUUUGGCAAGUGGUGGAAGGCUCUGAAACAUUCGGUCGCUUGGAGAUUGCUUAAAAUCGCCCAGGAGGGUGACCAGAUCGAUCGAUUGAAGGCCAUCAAGCAACUUGCACUGAUCGAUCAUCUGAAAGAAGAUUUCACACGAGAUUGGGAUUUCCAGCACCUGGCCCAACUGUGCGACGCCCAAACCGCCGUCUCUCUAGCCCGUUCAAACUGUGAUUCCCGUUGGUUCCUUCCCCCGCGCCAGUAUGGAGUGGAAAAAUCCGCCCACGAAGUGCUGGCCAGCAUCAAAGGUCUCAUCGAAAAGCUAGCCCCGGACCGUUGCGCCGAAUACGCGCUGGAACACACCUUCACAUCCCACCAGAUCAAGGAACCGGUCGGAGACGAUGUGGUGGACCAUAGGCUGUACGUGUCUCGUUUCGAAAACGAACAACUCAAGCAAGCUCUCAAUGCCUUGGUCCAUCUGACGACGGUGGAGGAGAACUGCCGCAAAAUCAUCGACUCCGGUGGCCUGCUGGAACUGAUCGAGGUGGAAAAACUGUACUCCGACAACAUUGAUAUGAAGCUGACACUGGCCAGGAUCAUUGCCAAUCUGUCCGUGCACGGAGAUCGGGCGUACGACUUCUUCGCCAGCGGCUGGAUCAACAUUUUGUCCAAAUGGCAGCAGGAUGUCGACAUGCGCAUGCAGGUGACCACCGAUCUCACUCUCUCGAAUCUGGAUCGUGACGAUCCGAAUAGUUUUAGCUACGAGUCCAAUGUGUACCCACUGUAUCCGAAAGGCAGAAGGAAAAACAAGCCCGAUGUGGACGUCAUAUUUGUUCAUGGACUGUUAGGAGGCGUCUUCGUGACGUGGCGACAGAAGGAUCUCAAACCCCAGGCGGCCAGUCUUCUAGGUAAGAAACAUUCUUCUGUUAGUCUAGUGUCCACGAGUGCCAAAGCUAGGAACGAAACUAAGACCCCGUCGACUGCGACAGCAACGACAGCUACGAUGACGACGCCGGCGCUGGAUUCAGUCCCAAAAUUGCCGAUCAGACGACGACUGUUCAAUUGGUCCGCUAGAAAGUCUUCCUUCCACGAGGACGAGCAAGUCAAUCGGGCCCACGCAGGAGAGGGUAUCGCGUCCUACAACGACGCAGAACUGCUCACCCUCCAGCCGACGCCGCCCAAAUCACACCCCUCGAUCAGCGACACCGCCACCAAGGAGCUCAUCCAAGCGCUCCAGGAAGACGAACCCCUGUCCUCCGAGUGGUCCGUCGUGUUCCCCGAUCUGCCGCUGGUAGCGGACGAAAAGUACACCAGUCCCGGUGUACGCAACAACCCGGAAGGCCGCUACAGCGUGUCCGGCGACAAGUGGCUCCAGGAACCGCUCGGUGACGAAUCCAUCGGGCGGUCCUUCUGCUGGCCCAUGGAAUGGCUGCCGAAAGACUUCCCCAACAUUCGCGUGAUCGGUCUCAACUAUGAAUCCUCCCUGUCGCAGUGGUCGGCCAGUGGUUGCCCCUGCGAAAAGUACGACGGAAAGCUGGAGAAACGUGCCUCGGAAUUCCUCAAGAAACUCGCCAGAUCCAACAUCGGACAGGAUCGUCCCGUCGUAUGGGUCGGCCAUUCCAUGGGUGGACUUCUCAUCAAAAGUAUUAUGAAUCAAGCCGCCGCCAGCGAGGAUCCAGCCAUUCGCCGAAUUGCACAAAAUUCACGUGCAGUUAUGUUCCUUGGAACGCCACACCGCGGCAGUGCCAUUGCCAAACUCAAACAGCACACAUCCGCCCUGGUUUGGCCCUCAGUUGAAGUUCGCGAGCUGGAAGAAAACUCACUCCAUCUACUGCAUCUACACAAAACGUUCCUCAAAACCAUCAACCAGCUGCCGAAGAAACCGGAGAUUGUGAGUGUAUGCGAGGGUAGUGCCACCGUUUUGACCUCGUUCAAGUUGCCAUUGCACAUCGUUACGGAGAAGUCAGCGCGUCUCGACGAAGGGGACUUCUAUCUGACCAAAGAGGACCACUUGAACCUGAGCAAACCGAUGUGCAGACAGUCGUUCCUCUACCAGAGGCUAAUCAGCACGAUUUGGUAUGCAAUGCAGUCGGCCAAGGAAGCGGGCGAACCGGAAGAGGAACACACUUCCAGCGGAACCAAGAGCACUGAAAGUGGAAAGCGAUCUAGUUCUGUAUUCAGUGAUGUCUACCGACAGUUGCGUCAGUUGGACAGAUUGUUCAAUAUAUUUCUCUAGAUGAAAUUCUUCAGUACAAUGUGCGUUUAUGUUUUACUGUUGCGUGAUAUGGACAAAGUUUUUACCAGUUUACUAGUUAAUACGGAACGAAGUAUUUUUUUUUAUUUAUUGAAUUUUAUUCAACUUUUUAAUGUCGAAAUACAUUUUAAAUAAGCAAAUA
Molecule: messenger RNA, 3069 nt
Organism: Aedes aegypti (yellow fever mosquito)
Lineage: Eukaryota; Metazoa; Arthropoda; Insecta; Diptera; Culicidae
Product: protein SERAC1
Exons: 6
Coding region: 438-2909 (823 amino acids)
Source: RefSeq, a predicted model, not a curated record